Molecule: messenger RNA, 2214 nt
Organism: Nannizzia gypsea CBS 118893
Lineage: Eukaryota; Fungi; Ascomycota; Eurotiomycetes; Onygenales; Arthrodermataceae
Product: DNA repair protein rhp42
Exons: 1
Coding region: 1-2214 (737 amino acids)
Biological process (GO): mismatch repair; nucleotide-excision repair
Cellular component (GO): nucleotide-excision repair factor 2 complex; cytoplasm; XPC complex
Molecular function (GO): damaged DNA binding; single-stranded DNA binding
Source: RefSeq, a predicted model, not a curated record
AUGCCACGGUCCCUAGCUUCUAGGAAGAACCGAAAUGCACGCGGAGCCAAUUCAAGACUCGCUCUAUUAGAAGCACUUGACACACCUCCAGAGCCUUCGGCUGAUGCAAUUAAAACUUCGAAGUUCUUUAACGGGGAGGACUUUUCUUCAGAGGACUCCUCCCUAUCUGAGCCUGAGGAAAGCGAGUCAGCACUGCAAGACAACUCAGAUGGCGGCGGUGACGACGAUGAAGAUGAAGACGAGGAUGUGAACUGGGAAGAUGCCACUUCUAAUGCGACUCCACAUACCCAAGCUCCAGCUCCAGCUCUGCGAGAUUUGAGUAUCGUAUUAGAAAGAAAUGAAGAAUCAUUCGCCCCGUUUUCGCUUUCGUCGAAGAAAGGCCCUAGUAAGAUUGAUCGCCUAAUUCGAACACAAACACAUUGUAUGCAUGUGCAGUUUCUUCUCUUCCACAAUGCUGUUAGAAAUUCCUGGAUCAAUGAUUCAGAAACAAAGAAUAUCCUCCUGAGCCAGCUGCCAGCAAAAGUCAAGAAACACCUAAAGAAUUGGAGAUCAGCCGUUAAGUCACCUAAUUCUUUAUCAAAAGGCCAGGAUGAACCAGCAUACUACUUACUGGCUAUGCUUGCUUCCUACUGGGCUGAAUCUUUUAAGAUCACCGCCCCUGGAUUGAGAAAAAGAGGUUACAGGCCAAUUCCCGUUCUCGGAAGAGAGAUUUCUAAAUUCAAUGGUCCGGAUGAAGAUGGCAAUGACCAGGGGGAGAUUAUUCGAGAUAUCACCGAAUUUCGUGAGCUUGCUCGACAGCGGCAGGGUUCCCGUGACGUUGGUGGUCAAUUAUUUACCUCCCUAUUAAGAGCUGUUGGUCUAGAAGCAAGAAUGGUUGCCAGCCUACAGCCGAUUGGAUUUGGAUGGAGUAAAUUCGAGGACUAUAAUCCCAAAGAAAAGCCAAGUCAUUCCGAAAAGAAGAUUGAUAAAGAUCUCAGCUAUCCUAUAUACUGGUCUGAAGUUGUCUCACCUAUCACGAACGACAUUAUACCUGUGGAGGCGCUUGUACUACCAUUUUAUCUAGCAACCACGCCAGAACGUCUGGCAAUGUUUGAGCCUCCAGCACCGAAGGCAGAAAAGGCAAAACAAGUAAUAGCAUAUGUGAUUGCAUACUCUCCAGAUGCAACUGCAAAGGACGUCACCAUUCGGUAUUUGAAAAAGCAAGCCUGGCCUGGAAAAACAAAAGGGUUUCGAAUACCCGUGGAAAGAAUUCCGUACAACAAGUCUGGGAUUCGUGUAUAUUACGAAUACGACUGGUUCAGGACUAUAAUGCGGGGCUAUGUUAGGCCAGCAAACAAAAGAACUAUCGCUGAUACCAAAGAGGAUGAAGCGCUUGUACCCAGCCAGGCAAAGAAUAAUAAGCCAAAGGAGGGUGAAACGUUACAGAGUUUGAAGGCAUCUGAUGAGUUUGUUCUUGAAAGGUUUUUGAAAAGAGAAGAAGCCCUCCGUUCCGGAGCAACUCAUGUUCGUACUUUCACCACUGGUAAAAACGAGAAGAAGAAAGAGGAAAAAGUCUACAAACGGUCAGAUGUGGUGAGAUGCCUUUCUGCUGAGAGUUGGCAUAAGGAAGGACGAAAAAUUAAAAUGGGGGAGACGCCGCUGAAACUCGUUCCCAUCAGGGCAGUUACACUCAACCGGAAAAGAGAGGUUGAUGAGCUUCAUCGUGAAACAGGUGAGAAGCCAAUGCAAGGUCUGUACGCCAGAUAUCAAACAGAAUUUAUUAUCCCGCCGCCUAUCAAAGAUGGGAUAAUACCUAAAAAUGAGUAUGGCAACAUUGACUGUUUUGUUCCCUCCAUGAUACCACGAGGAGCAGCGCAUGUGCCAUUCCCCGGGACUGUCCGUGUUUGCAAGAAACUCGGGAUAGAUUAUGCGGAAGCAGUUACUGGGUUUGAAUUCGGGAGUAAAAUGGCCGUCCCUAUCAUUGAAGGAGUCGUUGUGGCGGCCGAGAAUGAGGACCUUUUGAAGGAUGCGUGGAUCGCUGAUGAACAGGAAAAGAGAAGAAAGGAGAAGCUCAAGCAUGAUAAACUUAUCCUUGCUACAUGGCGGAAAUUCAUAAUGGGCCUCCGCAUCAAUGACCGGCUCCAGGAAGAGUACGGUGGAGUGGGUGAAACUGAAUCUCACAACCCAUUUUCUAGUCGCAUGGACCCCGAGCCCCCUCAGCCUACAGAGAAAUGA